This is a messenger RNA of Sesamum indicum (sesame), 779 nucleotides long. RefSeq lists its product as uncharacterized. The record is from RefSeq and is a predicted model, not a curated record. Gene Ontology annotation, cellular component: chloroplast. NCBI's taxonomy places the organism in Eukaryota, Viridiplantae, Streptophyta, Magnoliopsida, Lamiales, Pedaliaceae.
GAAAAUAUACGACCGUAAUGUAAAUCGCCCGACAAAAGUGUAAAACGUCAAAAAACUUAAUUUGGAUGGCCCAGUUUGGGGCCAUGUAUGUACUAGUUCAACCUUAUCUUGCCCAAAUUCUAAUGCUAACAUGUAACCCUCCAUACACACACACUUGACCCUUAUCUUCAUUCCUAGCAUCCCCAUGUUAAAGCACUUGCCAAAAUGGACUUCAAAUCCCUUAACGUUCCUUCUUCCCACCCCAUUUCUUUCUUGCAGCCCAUCGGGCCAUGCCGCCGUCGCCUGUUGUCCUCCGUCCGUCGGCCGUCUACAGUUCAAGCUUGAACGAGCCUCUCGAACGCCUAGUCGUGCUAGACGGAGAGUGAUAUACGAUGAGGAGGAGGAGGAGGAGGAUGAAGAGUAUGGGUACAAUGAAGAGAUAGCAAUGCUGGAAAUGUAUACUCAAUCCAUGAAAGAUGAGAUUCUUUUGGUACAGACUUGGGUGGAUGAGGAACAAGUUGAAGUUCUCAUCUUCAAGGGAUUUUCAUCGUGCCUGAGUUACAAGACAUCUGCAGACCCAUCAAGAAGUGUGGUUCCAAGCAAGGCAGUAAUCAGGAGCAUAGACAGAAUUAAGGGCCCUUUUGAUCCGUCCAAUAUUCACUACAUUGAGAAAGGACUCACGUUUGAUGCAUUCAAGACCCGAUUCCACCGCCCAAACUAAGUUCAUAUUGUGGGUGGGAGCGCACUCGAUGCGUGUGUAUAUUUUAUAUUUUUAUUAUAUUUAUUUAAAGAUAAUUACA